AUGCCUCGCAGAACGCUCAACAUGCACUCGCUAGUGCGAGGCCGUGUUCGUACUUCGAUGAACAAGCAUAAUCUAUUCAAUUUGUACAAGAAAUCGAAGCCAUUCUUCAGAAAUAUGACCCUCUAUCAACAAAAGUGGUCGUCCAAACAAGAGACAAGAGCAUAUCACGGGGAACAAGUCAACGAGGGAAGAUGGAGUACACUUUUUCAGCACAAAUUGCAAGGUGUGGCUCAAUUGGAUGCUUCUUUGAAGGGAAGUGUUCUACCAACACCUAUGGUUCUACAAACCUAUGCACCUUUGGAGAAGAGACUAGACGUGGCCCUUUUCAGAGCCAUGUUUGCAUCCUCUGUUCGCCAAGCCAGAGCUUUUAUAUUGGGAGGUCACGUGAAGGUGAAUGGUGUGGAUAUCAAACAUCCUGGAUUUACUUUGACGCCGGGUGACAUAUUUGCUGUUGAUCCUGAAAGAGUUCUGGAAGCACUAGGUAGAUCUAAGCCAAGUCUAAAAGAAGCAUACAAAGUGGAUAAGUUGCAGGUUAUUCAGUGGCAGAAAUUUGUUCAGAAAGCUAAAGAGGAUCCAAGAGGAACUUGGGAGAAGCAGAAAGACAAGCAUAGAAAGAACCAGAAUUUAUAUUCAGGUAAGUUCGUGCCAGAAAAGUCACAAAAGGACUCUACCGACGUCAAACAGAGAUUGGAUAGCUUGCAGGAGUUGAAGUUGAAGAAGAUGAAAGAAGUGCAACAUUCUGUGAGCCGUAAAUCGGUUCUCCGAGAUAUUUAUACGACUUCCAAAAGGCUUGUAGAUCAGUCAAAGGACGUCACAGCGGCAAGUUUUGAAGAACAGUUUGGCAAGCAACUCUCCGGCAAAUGUUUUCAAGUUUACGAGUUGUUGGCCAAGGAAAAUAAGACCAUGGAGCUUGAACCGGAGAAGGCCACAGAGGAGAUGAACAAGAUUGUGCCAGUGUAUAAAGAGGGUAAGCCACAGGGAGAGUAUUAUGAUGAUUUGAGGUCUAAGAAGCUUAGACAGCUACUCUCGGAAUUGAAUACCAAAUACUUGGACAAAGUUAGAGACGAUUUCACUAACAAACCGUUGUCUGAGGAUGAAAUCAUCAGGAUGUGGUCUACCUCAUUGAGGAAGCAUCCAAAGAUUCCAGACUUCUCCGAGAUCCAAGAAAAGGGAUUCUACUUUCUUAAUCUGCCUUGGCAGCACGGAAUGUAUGGACUCAAGGACCCUUCUAAGCCUUAUUUUACACCUUGGAAUCCAAGACAGUUUCUGUCACCGUUUGCCAUUCUCCCCAAGCACAUUGAGGUGUCGUUUAUAACGUGCCAUGCCGUGUAUUUGAGAGAUCCAGUGGCCAGACCUGGAGAAUCUGAGGUCAUUUCUCCAUUUGAUGAGGAUAUUCAUGAAAGAGCAUAUAUGUACUAUGUGAAGAAUGGUAUGUAA
Brettanomyces nanus is the source of this 1437-nucleotide messenger RNA. RefSeq lists its product as uncharacterized. Gene Ontology annotation, molecular function: structural constituent of ribosome; rRNA binding. NCBI's taxonomy places the organism in Eukaryota, Fungi, Ascomycota, Pichiomycetes, Pichiales, Pichiaceae. The record is from RefSeq and is a predicted model, not a curated record. Gene Ontology annotation, cellular component: mitochondrial small ribosomal subunit. The coding region runs from base 1 to 1437 and encodes 478 amino acids. Gene Ontology annotation, biological process: positive regulation of translational fidelity. The transcript has a single exon.